AGUGCACUAGGACGCUAAGUUGUAAAAGUGCGCUGUGCAAGUUGUAAAUAUUGUCCGCGAUUUUGUACGAUCAAAGAGGAAAUACUGUUGUAAAACUAAAAUGAACUAUUUUUUUAUCUCGUUGAUUGUGGUGAACACUGUAUAUGUUAAGUUGUAUAAUACUGACUCUUUAAGUACUUGAACUAAUAAUUACUUAUGAUUUAUAUUAGAUUGUUUUCGAUGUAUUUUCUUCAAAACCUACAGACAUCUCCAUCGAUCCAUCAAAUUAUACAUUUCCAAUUAAUAGCGCUAAAAUCAUUAUAUUAUAAAAUAGAAAAGAGAACACACGCGCAUUACCCACUUUUGCGCAAGAAAUACACAUGAACGUUACAUAAACCCGCCCACCUUGGUAUUUACAUAAUUCAAAAUCUGGCGCCAAACGCGAUGUCGCUGCGGUUGCUCAUGAAAACUACCACCGCCGCUAUAUAUACUUGUACGUCUACCGUAUCAUAACUGUAGCGCUGACGCUGAACAGUUUUAGUGCGAAAUUGCGUCAUUCUCGAGCUAGUAUAGCCAGAGAGCAUCCCGCAGCGUUAUCGUACACACAUGGUAACGCUCGUUUCGUAAAAAAAAGUAUCAAACAUCCACGACACAGCUUCAACUUAUUGCGAAAUCGUCGAUCAGCGGCCUAUAAAAGAGAUGGCUCCCAGAAAUAAAGAGAAUAACGGUAACAAGAGGAAGAAGCAAAUGUCUGAGGAGGACGACGACGAAGAUUACAGGAAGCGCAGAGAUAGGAAUAAUCAGGCCGUCAAAAAGUCCAGAGUAAAGAGCAAGAUGCGUACGCAACAAACUUUGGAGCGUGUCAACCAGCUGAAAAUGGAGAACGAACUCUUGGAAGAGAAGAUUAAAAUGCUCAACAAAGAGCUGGGUUUCCUCAAAGACCUAUUUCUAGCUCAUGCCGGUUCAAAUCAACAUUCCUCAAACUUGCAAGAUGUUGAUCUGAAUGCACUUCUUGCCGACGAUAGCAAGUCAGAAGAUCCAUUAAAAUCUUAACCGCUGCAGAGGACUGACAUUCCAUGUGCCAGGAAUGUAGGACAAUCUAAUUUCAAUGAAAAGAAUAUGUACACUGUUCGUUUACUCAGACGUUGAGUUGGACAUCUUGGAAAGAUGCCCAGUCAGUGUACCGCCACCGCUUCGGAGUGGCAGUGAAAAGUGAAUUCUUUCAGUCUCUCCUGAGGAAAUCAACGUCAUUGAAAAUAUGAUUAUUGGGAAAAGAGAAUCGUCGUUGGCUUAUCGAGAAGUCAAAAGCUGCAGUCGCGAAAUAGUUGAACUAUUUCCAAAUCAAGACAAGCAAUCAAGAUCGAUGGAUUGAUGAUAUGCACGCGCGUGCAAACAUGUGUCAUCUAAGGACAUGUCCAAAGAGAUGUGAAGCAUCGAGUUUAUGAGUGUAUUUAUAAAUCUAGCAUUUUGCUUAAGUCAAAUGUCACUUGUAUAUUUUUUAUUGAUAUUCAUCAGAUUUACGCAUAGUCCCGGCUAAUGUCAUUAUUGAUAAUAAUGAGCUCUCUAUUAUGUCAACUGUUGAGCAUCCAGAGCUUCUGAACAUAGUUUAGAUACUUAGAUACAGUUAGUUGCAAAGUGUCACAGAAUUAGAUAUUUUACCGUUUAUUAAAAGCUUAGUGAAACACCCAGAA
Molecule: messenger RNA, 1670 nt
Organism: Nasonia vitripennis (jewel wasp)
Lineage: Eukaryota; Metazoa; Arthropoda; Insecta; Hymenoptera; Pteromalidae
Gene: Irbp18
Product: CCAAT/enhancer-binding protein gamma
Exons: 4
Coding region: 679-1032 (117 amino acids)
Biological process (GO): DNA-templated transcription; regulation of transcription by RNA polymerase II
Molecular function (GO): RNA polymerase II cis-regulatory region sequence-specific DNA binding; DNA-binding transcription factor activity, RNA polymerase II-specific
Source: RefSeq, a predicted model, not a curated record